AUGUUCCACUUCAUUGAAGCUAUACUACUUACCUUACCAGCUCUCAUACAAAUGGGAGUAAGAGGAUCUGAUGGGUUGUCCUAUGUACAAAUCGAAAAUGGUCGAUCUCGAAGAACUAUCGGGCCACCGUACGGUGCGGAGCCCCGUCAGCCGAUUACCACUCCCGCACUCUCUAGCUUGAAUACACAAGGCGAAGUUGCCGCCAUUCCCGACACCACCAGCACCAGAGGCGUCUACCGUCUCGGACCCCCAGUAAGAAAGACAUUUCAGGUCGGCAGUAUCUGUCACAUAGCAUUUGCCACGCUUCUUAGCGGAAGUCCUGAUGUCACGAACUACGUCGUGACACCUCGAUUAUUCCACCAACAAUGA
Messenger RNA from Tremella mesenterica DSM 1558, 369 nucleotides. RefSeq lists its product as uncharacterized. NCBI's taxonomy places the organism in Eukaryota, Fungi, Basidiomycota, Tremellomycetes, Tremellales, Tremellaceae. The coding region runs from base 1 to 369 and encodes 122 amino acids. The transcript is spliced from 3 exons. The record is from RefSeq and is a predicted model, not a curated record.